AUGGAUCCACCGCCACCUUUGCCACCGCCUCCCACCACCAAUGCACCACUCGAAUCUGCCGCCGCCGCCACCAACCAGCCAGAUUCUGCCAAUUCUUCCCCACGCUCCCGUCACGACACUUGGGAUGAGCCUCUACCAAUUGUCCCCGACUCCAAGCUCCGCCUCAUGUGCAGCUACGGCGGCCAUAUCAUCCCUCGUCCCCAUGACAAGUCCCUCUGCUACAUUGGCGGAGACACCCGCAUUGUGGUGGUGGACCGCCGCUCCUCACUGGAAGACUUCCUUUCCCGCCUCUCUCAUUCCCUCCUUAAUGGCCGCCACUUCACCCUCAAAUAUCAGCUCCCAAAUGAAGAACUGGAUUCUCUUAUUUUAGUCUCCACUGACGAAGACUUGGAGAAUAUGAUUGAAGAAUAUGACCGCACCACCGCCGCAUCGCCGUCGAAACCCUCCCGUCUCCGUCUCUUUCUAUUCCCUUCCAUGCCAGAAACCGCCGCUUCUAUGGGCUCUUUACUCGACUAUGCUAAAUCAGAAACUUGGUUUGUCGAUGCAUUGAAUGGUACUGGGUUGCUUCCUAGAGGGCUAUCUGAUUCUGCCGCCGUUGAUAAUAUGGUUGAACUUGAUGGGAUUCAGAAGAGUGAUUCUUCUGCAAAUCUAGAUCCCCAAAACAAGAUUUUGGGUUUUAACAAACAGGUACAUUCAAAUUUGCCUGAUUCUCCUAUGGUUGAAACAAGUUCAUCAUUCGGGUCGAGUUCUUCAUCCCCAUCUAUGUCAAAUCUGCCUCCAAUUAAAGUUGGAAUUGAAAAUGAUAAUGCGAGAUUUCAUGAUCAGAUGGCUGGAUUGGAUGAACAAUUAUCGCAUGUGAGUAUUGCUCCAAAUGCACCACCACCGACUUAUUCAGCUAUUGGUGGCGCUACCACUGUGUCAUCGGUUGCUGGGGAGAACACGACCGCUGUCACCGCUCAACAUAUUAGUCGGGUCAUAUCGGACAAUGAAAAAUCAGAUCACGGGGCCCCAACUAGGCUUCGGAAGCCACCAUUGCCACUGCAACCGGUGCAACCAAAGCUUGUUGAUGUAUACAAUUUACCAUCGCCGGAUUCAAAGCAUGCCGGAGGGUACAGCCUACCAUCGCCGGACUCUGUUGCAAGUGAUAGUAGUAUUGCAUCGGCUCCAUCCCUCUCUCAGCAUCAUACAAUAUACCAAGAUGCAACUCAACUUGCUAGCAUGGAAAACCGAGUUCCCACCCCCAUGACUGAUCACAACACCACCAAUCAAGAUCCACCCCCUCAGUAUCCCGUGCAGCAAUUUUCCGAUUCCUUGUCAAUCCCAACUCUACAUCAGAAUCAACAGUUUAUACACCCUGGCGCACAUUAUAUCCCCCAUCCCGCUGCAAAUCCACUGCCUUUGUCGUCAUACUAUCCAAUGUAUUUGCCUCAAACACAGCAACCCCUUCAAACCGAUCCACAGUAUCAGAUGUACUUAUUGCCCGUUAAUCAAUCUCAGCCUUACAAUUUGAGUGGAGUUGUACCAUCUAAUAUUGCUGAUUCUACUAUUGUUGCCUCGAGUAGACCAUUAACACCUCCUCUCAACCAUAUGGCUCCUUCUGGUGCAACUUACAGUGAAACCAUCCCAUCUGCCUAUCCAACGACAGCGGCAACCACCAUGUCAAAACCCGAGAUGGCUUCAAAUAUUUAUAGAACCAUGGCCACAGGCAGUCCAAUGUUAGUUCAAGUUCCGUCCCAUCAAUUUCAUCAACAGUACAUUGGUGUUUCUCAAAUUCCUAAUCAAUCACAGUCCACUGUUACUGCUGCUCCCGCCACUGCUAAUUAUGCGCCUGAAUAUUCUCAUCUGGCAAACGAGCAGGUAUACUAUGCUCAACAGCCUCCGGUGCCUUCUCAAUACCAUACUAUGACUCCGGCAGCUGCAGUAAUGUUAUCACAGGUUUCGACUCAAGUGCCUACGGACAAUACUGCAAAUCAAAUUAGAACCUCGUGA
Fraxinus pennsylvanica is the source of this 1989-nucleotide messenger RNA. NCBI's taxonomy places the organism in Eukaryota, Viridiplantae, Streptophyta, Magnoliopsida, Lamiales, Oleaceae. The record is from the annotation of a GenBank genome assembly.